AUGGACAAUAACUUCACCUACACAGGUAUCUCAAGCCACCUCUUGCAAAACCAUGCAAGCAUUUUCGUGUCCCCUUGUGCAUCUCACUGUUUGAACAUGAUACUAGAAGAUUUCUCCAAGGUGGAUUGGGUCAACCGAUGUAUCUCGCAAGCGCAGGUGAUAUCUAAGUUCGUCUACAACAAUAGCUCCUUGCUAGAUUUGAUGAACAAGUUUACAGGUGGGCAAGAUAUUAUCAGAAGCGGUGUCACAAGGCCCGUCUCCAGUUUUCUAUCAUUACAGUCAAUGUUGAAGCAGAAAGCAAGGCUCAAACAAAUGUUUAAUAGCCCUGACUACUCCACGCACGCUAAUAAACCACAGAGCAUGUCAUGUGUGGGUAUCCUCGAGGAUAAUGAUUUCUGGAGAGCUGUGGAAGAAAGUGUGGCUGUUUCCGAGCCUAUCCUCAAAGUGUUGAGGGAAGUUUCUGGUGGAAAGCCUGUUGUAGGAUCUAUAUACGAGUUAAUGUCGAGGGCCAAGGAGUCAAUACGGACAUACUACAUCAUGGAUGAGAAUAAGCAUAAGGUCUUUUCUGACAUCGUUGAUACAAACUGGUGUGACCAUUUGCAUUCACCUCUUCAUGCAGCUGCUGCAUUCUUGAACCCCAGUAUUCAGUAUAACCCGGAGAUAAAGUUCCUUACUUCUUUGAAAGAAGAUUUUUUCAAGGUUUUGGAGAAACUUCUUCCCACUAGUGAUCUACGGCGUGAUAUUACAACUCAGAUAAUCACUUUCACUAGGGCAAAAGCAAUGUUCGGGUGUAAUCUGGCGAUGGAGGCGAGGGAUACAGUAUCACCAGGCCUCUGGUGGGAGCAGUUUGGUGACUCAGCACCCGUGUUGCAGCGUGUGGCUAUCAGGAUACUGAGUCAAGUUUGCAGCGGUUACAACUUGGAACGCCAAUGGAGCACAUUCCAGCAGAUGCACUGGGAAAGGCGAAACAAGAUUGACAGAGAGUUGCUGAACAAGUUGGCGCACGUGAAUCAGAAUCUCAAGUUGGGGAGAAUGAUAAGCUUGGAGACUGACCCGAUUGCCGUGGAGGACAUGGACAUGAUGUCGGAGUGGGUGGAAGAGGCAGAGAAUCCCAGUCCUGCCCAGUGGCUCGACCGGUUUGGAUCCUCCUUUGAUGGAGGCGACUUGAACACGAGGCAGUUUGGCGGUGCUAUUUUCAGUGCAAAUGACCAUAACAUCUUUGGCUUGUGA
Molecule: messenger RNA, 1230 nt
Organism: Arabis nemorensis
Lineage: Eukaryota; Viridiplantae; Streptophyta; Magnoliopsida; Brassicales; Brassicaceae
Source: the annotation of a GenBank genome assembly